AUGCCUCCCCCCAAAUCCCCACAAACGCAGGAUGCUAUUGACAAGGGCUGGCUGCGCGGCAGCCCUGCCUGCUGCGACGGGGAUGCCGACCUGUUGGCCGUGCUGACGACUGCGAGGGAGAUCGCUGCCGCCAUGUCGUACCUCCACGACCUGGACAUCGUCCACGGGGACCUCUCAUCGUUCAACGUGCUGCUCACCAGCGCGAGCACAGAGGCCGCGCGCGCGUCCCGCGGCUUCAGCGCCAAGGUGUCUGACUUCGGAUUGUCGCGCUGCCUGGAUCAGAAGGGUCGCGUGGAGAGGGCCACCUGCGGCACCAUCACGCAUAUGGCGCCGGAGGUGCUGGAGAGGGGCGAGCUUUCAAAGGCUGCAGACGUCUACUCCUUUGGGGUGGUGCUCUGGCAGAUGUGCGCCGGCCGCCGCGCCUGGGCGGGCCUGACCCACGCCGCCAUCGUCAAGGCCGUCUGCGCCGAGGGCCGCCGCCUGGAGUUUGGCCCCGAGACGCACGAGGGCGUCGCCCUGCUGGCCCAGGCCUGCAUGGCGCGGGACCCCCAGGAGCGCCCCUCCUUCAGGGAGGUGCUGGAAGUCCUGGAGCCACUAGGGGCCGCCCUGGUCAGCAGCGCGGCCCACCUCCACCUGAGCGUUUCCAGCGGCCGCGGCCGCGUCACAAGCGGCGGCGGCGGCGGGGCCGGGGACGCGGCGGCGGCGGGGGCGGGGGCGGUCAUGGGUGAGGAGCUCCACCAUUGGGGGCUGGCCCCCCUGAAAUGA
This is a messenger RNA of Monoraphidium neglectum, 765 nucleotides long. Its product is annotated as Mitogen-activated protein kinase kinase kinase 11. The record is from RefSeq and is a predicted model, not a curated record. Gene Ontology annotation, molecular function: protein kinase activity; ATP binding. The transcript has 5 exons. Gene Ontology annotation, biological process: protein phosphorylation. Lineage: Eukaryota; Viridiplantae; Chlorophyta; Chlorophyceae; Sphaeropleales; Selenastraceae. Bases 1 to 765 code for a protein of 254 amino acids.